Molecule: messenger RNA, 2624 nt
Organism: Propithecus coquereli (Coquerel's sifaka)
Lineage: Eukaryota; Metazoa; Chordata; Mammalia; Primates; Indriidae
Gene: IFFO1
Product: intermediate filament family orphan 1
Exons: 10
Coding region: 49-1749 (566 amino acids)
Source: RefSeq, a predicted model, not a curated record
CAUCCCUGCUCUUGCACCGGUCUCCAUCUCCCAGCAGAAGGCGCAGCCAUGAAUCCGUUAUUCGGCCCCAAUCUCUUCCUCCUACAGCAGGAGCAGCAGGGCCUGGCCGGCCCGCUGGGGGACCACCUGGGAGGUGACCACUUCACCGGGGGAGGGGACCUGCCCGCGGCGCCUCUCGCCCCGGCCGGCCCCGCUGCCUACUCGCCGCCCGGGCCGGGCUCGGCCCCGCCUGCCGCCAUGGCCCUCCGCAACGACCUGGGCUCCAACAUCAACGUGCUCAAGACCCUGAACCUCCGGUUCCGCUGCUUCCUGGCUAAGGUGCACGAGCUGGAGCGCCGGAACCGGCUGCUGGAGAAGCAGCUGCAGCAGGCGCUGGAGGAGGGUAAGCAGGGCAGGCGGGGCCUGGCUCGCCGCGACCAGGCCGUGCAGACCGGCUUCAUCAGCCCCAUCCGGCCCCUGGGGCUGCCCCUGGGCGCCCGGCCGGCUGCCGUCUGCACCCCUUCAGCGCGGGUGCUGGGCUCGCCCGCGCGCUCGCCGGCCGGCCCCCUCGCGUCCUCCGCGGCCUGCCACUCGUCGCCAUCCACUUCCACUUCCACCUCCACCUCCACCGCCUACUCCUCGUCGGCCCGCUUCAUGCCCGGCACCAUCUGGUCCUUCUCACACGCCCGCCGGCUCGGGCCGGGACUGGAGCCCACUCUGGUGCAAGGGCCUGGCUUGUCGUGGGUGCACCCCGAUGGGGUCGGCGUCCAGAUCGACACCAUCACCCCCGAGAUCCGCGCGCUCUACAACGUGCUGGCCAAAGUGAAGCGGGAGAGGGACGAAUACAAGCGAAGGUGGGAAGAGGAAUACACGGUGCGGAUACAGCUGCAGGAGCGUGUAAAUGAGCUCCAGGAGGAAGCCCAAGAGGCUGACGCCUGCCAAGAGGAGCUGGCGACGAAGGUGGAGCAGUUGAAGGCUGAGCUGGUGGUCUUCAAGGGGCUCAUGAGCAACAACCUGUCAGAGCUGGACACCAAGAUCCAGGAAAAGGCCAUGAAGGUAGACAUGGACAUCUGUCGCCGCAUUGACAUCACUGCCAAACUGUGCGACGUGGCCCAGCAGCGCAACUGUGAGGAUAUGAUCCAGAUGUUCCAGAAGAAGCUGGUCCCAUCCAUGGGGGGGCGGAAGCGGGAGCGCAAGGCUGCCGUGGAGGAGGACACCUCCCUGUCGGAGAGUGACGGGCCCCGCCAGCCCGAUGGGGAUGAGGAGGAGAGCACAGCCCUCAGCAUCAACGAGGAGAUGCAGCGCAUGCUCAGCCAGCUGAGGGAGUAUGAUUUUGAGGACGACUGUGACAGCCUGACUUGGGAGGAGACUGAGGAGACCCUGCUGCUUUGGGAGGAUUUCUCAGGCUAUGCCAUGGCAGCUGCAGAGGCCCAGGGAGAGCAGGAGGACAGUUUGGAGAAGGUAAUUAAAGAUACUGAGUCCCUGUUCAAAACCCGGGAGAAGGAAUAUCAGGAAACCAUCGACCAGAUAGAGCUGGAGCUGGCCACAGCCAAGAAUGACAUGAACCGGCACCUGCACGAGUACAUGGAGAUGUGCAGUAUGAAGCGCGGCCUGGACGUGCAGAUGGAGACCUGCCGCCGGCUCAUCACCCAGUCUGGGGACCGAAAGUCUCCUGCUUUCACUGCGGUCCCGUUUAGCGACCCGCCGCCGCCGCCAAGCGAAACUGAGGACUCCGAUCGUGAUGUCUCAUCUGAUAGCUCCAUGAGAUAGGAGCCCGUCUCACCUCGCUCCCCCAGGCCCCAUGCUUCUGGGAACACACCGAGGCAGAGGGCAAGGGGUUCCCCGAGGGGGUAUCCCUGUACCACCGCACCAAGCUUGGCCCCUGGGAACUGGGGCACUCCUGCCUUGGGCUUCCCUCCUUGGGCUUGGCCUGUCCAGGGUUCUGGGGUGUCUGGAGCUAGGCUUGGCCCUGCCCUUCCUGGGCAACUCCCACCACAUUCGGGGCUUUCCCGCCUUCACGUGUGGGUGACCGCUACUUCCCCAUCUUUAACUGCUGCCAGAGUGAUCGCAGCCCCUCACCCCCACGUGUCAGGAAUGUGAAUGCGGGACCGUCCCUCCAUGCCUGUGGUCCAGAGCCAGCGCGCUGUCCUCGAUUCCGCGCUGGUGCUCACUGGCCUAGGCGUUGGUAUGAAGUGAAUUCAGCCGGGGCUUCCGCAGUGGCUUUCGCAACACACACCGGUGCAGAGGGCUCCCCCGCUGUUAGAGGGCGCUCUGCACCCCACUGUUCCACCUGCCCAGGGCUGUCCGCCUGCUGACUGCGCGGUGUGUGUGGCUGUGACCCUCCCCUGGCGGGGGUGCCAUGCUUGAAAGAGACCUAAGAGCCUGGGACUGGGAGCAGCAUCCUGAAGGGAGGUGGAAGCUCUUGUCUCCCAGUCACUGCCGAGUGACAGGACGGGAAGCUCCCUGUAUGUGCACAAGGGUAUGUGCCUGUGUGCUCUCUGCUUCUUGGUAUCAGCCAAAGGUGUGCCUCUGCUGUCUGCCACACACCCAGACCAAGAGGCUAAGAAGUCGUCCCCGACGUGGAAAAACCUGGAGAAAUUGGGGAGACGUCAGUAUAGGAGGCUGUGCUGAGCUGACAGUGGAAU